AAUGCGCUACCAGAUGGAGCGCAGCGCAGUUGACUUGGAAGUGCGUGGGGGACGGUAGGAGCAGGCUGGGAGCAGGGUAGAUGUUGGCAGCAGUUGGGGAGGAGAUUGAAAAUGUUAAUAAUUGUUUAAUAUCUUUGUGUUUUUUAGUUAGCAGUAUUUAUGAAUCCUGUCGAAAAGAUGUUUUGACUCCCAAAAUAUGGCGUCGAAAUUCAAACAUCAUGUUAGUCGCCAUUAUGGAGACCCUUAAGCUGUCUGGAAGUUUUUCCAGUUCAGUUCAUGCGAAUUUAUCGCGUCAUCUUCUUGUUGCAAACAAUAAGGAUGGUGUGAAUUUUGAGCUUGUGUUACCUUUGAAACCACUAAGUCAAACCUUGAACAGUAAUGUUUCAUUGAACGGAAUGAAAUUAACUGAUUUGAAAUAUCUGUCAUCAGAUGACAAAAUUUCUGCAAUAGCAGAAAGUCAUAAUGAAAGUCUCAUCUUCACUUUAAAUAGAAAUUUAUUUGUCAAAGAAGUUCUUAAUGAUAAAAUUAAUAAACCUUACCCUUACUCGAAAAUCUUGGAUGUGGCACCAUACCCUUUUGGAAAGACUGUUAUUGUUGAAUACAGCUCUCCAAAUAUUGCAAAGCCUUUCCAUAUUGGCCAUCUACGAUCCACCAUCAUUGGCAAUUUUAUUGCCAAAAUUCAUGAGUAUCUUUCAUGUAAUGUUGUGAAAAUAAACUACUUGGGAGAUUGGGGCACACAGCUUGGCUUAUUAAAGGUGGGUUUGGACAUGGCUGCGCAUAGCCCUGAAGCACUCAAACAGAAUCCUAUUCAGCUCCUGUUUGAGGCUUAUGUUAAGGCUAACAAAGCUGCUGCAAGUGAUUCAAAUAUAGCAGAGCAAGCUCGAAACAUAUUCUAUCGAUUGGAACAAGGUGACACAAGCGAGUUGGAGAAAUGGACAAAAAUCAGGGAAUAUACAGUUACAGAACUAGAAGGUGUAUAUAGAAGACUUGGGGUGGUAUUUAAUGAAUAUGCUUGGGAAUCCAUGUAUGGUGCAAAAGAAAUUCAAUCUGUUGUCAACAUGUUAAAUGAAAAGUGCAUUCUUCAUACCCAAGAAGAUGGUAAAAAAGCAGUGUGCCUAAAUGAAAAACAAAUUCCACUCUUGAAAAGUGAUGGAUCUACGCUCUACCUUGUUCGAGAUAUUGCUGCUGCAAUUGAUAGGUUUGAAAAGCAUAAAUUUGAGGAAAUGAUAUAUGUAGUAGACAAUGCACAAACCGAUCACUUUGUUGCAUUGUUUGGUACAUUAAAGAAAAUGCAAUUUCCUUGGGCAAAUCAGUUGAGGCACAUAAAAUUUGGCCGUGUGCAUGGUAUGAGUACACGAUCUGGAAAUGUAGUCUUUCUGAAAGACAUUUUAGACAAAACAAGAAAAAUGGUGGAAAUUAAACAACAACAAUCUCCUACAACAAAAGUAAAUCUACAGAAAUCUCCUGAAAUUACUGAUAUUCUUGGGGUAUCAGCCAUAAUUAUUAAUGAUCUCAAACAGAGAAGACAGAGAGAUUACGAAUUUGACUGGGACAGAGCAACACAAAUUCAGGGAGACACUGGAAUUCGUCUUCAGUAUACUCACUGUCGCCUCUGGAAUUUAGAGAAGAAUUCUGGUGCAACUUUACCUCAUGAUUGUGAUCCAUCAGUAUUAACUGAACAAGAAGCUACUCAGUUGGUGCAACAAAUAGCAAGUAAUGCCAUAAAUCGAGCAUUCAAGACAUUGCCAGUUAAAGGACAGGACAACCACAUUGCUUCCCAGCGUUUAAUGCUUUUUCAUGCCUCACGCUUAAUUCUCAAUCAAGGACUGCGCAUACUGGGAAUCCAGCCACUUGAAGAGAUGUAGGUUAUUGUGUGAACUAUUUGAUUUAGAAUGUAACAUCAGUUCCUAAAUAUGAAAGGAAAGACAGUAAAUGAAGAAAUGUUAGUUUAGGCCAAUGAUAUUUGUACAUAAUUCAAAGAACUAUUUUCAUGCAUUUUUAGGAAGCUCAUUGGAUUCCAUACAAAGUACUUUUGAAGCAAAAAAUGUGUUUUCACAGUGGUGGAGGCAGGGAGGGCUAACCUACAGUUACCUGAAAUUUUACCCAAAUUAUUCCAUACAAUUACUACAUAUUGAUUGCAUGACAUCCAAAGGAGCAUUCCCAUUAUUAAUAGCCUUUUUAUUUCAAAGAAACGUUUUUUUACUUGAAAAUUAUCUAUGAUAGGGAGGGUUCAAACUGAAAUUGCCCCCCACCCCAAACUACAAAAUACCUUUUGGAUCCACCACUGGUUUCAAAAUGCUUCCUAAUUCUGCUUGAUUAUGAAGGCACUUGCUCUGCACUGUACAAACCUAUUAAUGUUUCAAAUCCAUUGUAAAUAUUAAUAUUGUGAAUAUUUCUUCUUUAGUUCUGGUAAUUUAUUUUCUAAUUAUAUUGUUAGCUAUUUGAAUAAUGUAACUAUUUAAUGACAGAAAUGCAUUUAUGUGCCAGUAUUGUAAAUAAAAUGACAUUUUUGAAUGUGGAGAUGUGUUCAUUUUGUAUUGAGAUAUACAUACAUUUGUUGAUACUUUGUUUUCUGCAGUUGCUCAAUUUUGUAGUAAUGUUAUAGUAAAAUAUUUUAUCGAAUUUACAAUUGAGGAGAAAUAAAAUGUUUUUGAAAGUAAAUUAUAAAACAUUUUCCUAUUUUCUUUUUAGUUGUCACUAGUUUAAUUACUUUGUAAAUGAAACAAACACAACAUCCUUUUACAAAUAUUAUCAAAAAAACAUUAAGAGUAAUCUUGAGGAAAUAAGAGUUGUAGAAUGAAUCUGUACCUCUAAUACAACUCCAGAAUUUGUUUUUUCAGAAAAAGUGACUCUUCACAGUAUUACAUGUAUAUACCUAUUUUUGGGGAAAGUUUAUCGUUUCUUCCAUGUAAACUUCUUCCUCUUUCCAGCUUGACCAGGCUUCUUCCUUUCUGGUUUUCGGUA
This is a messenger RNA of Gryllus bimaculatus (two-spotted cricket), 2964 nucleotides long. NCBI's taxonomy places the organism in Eukaryota, Metazoa, Arthropoda, Insecta, Orthoptera, Gryllidae. The record is from the annotation of a GenBank genome assembly.